AUGCCUGAACUCGUGAAGAUCAACCUCCCUAAUACACAUAUCGUUAAUGGCAACGAAUUCCCCGUGGCUUUCGACUUACAAGCUGCUGACACAUUUAAAGAAAAUUCAGAUAAGGUUGCGGCAUUCCUUUCCAAGACUGCCAAAUCCCAAUUUUUCAACAACGCUUUAGCCAAGCAUGGUGCUGUAGUGAUCCGUAAUACUGGAACUAUAGAUCCAGACACGAUCGGUAAGUACAUUGCUGCUAUUGGUACAGGUUCUGGAGAUGAGUUUUUCGAGCAGCAUGGAUCGACUGCCCAACGAACUGAAAUCACAAACUACUUGAGCACUGCUAACGAAGGGCCUUCUUCCACUUAUAUCCACCAACAUAAUGAGUUUUCCAGGUUUACCAAGUAUCCAACCCGAUUAUUUUUUGUUUGCACCAAAAUGGGCAAAGAGACAAAAGGUGGAGAGACUCCUAUUGUUCAUGGGGCUGAGUUCUUCAACAAGUUGCAAGAAAAUGUGCCUGAUCUAGUGGACCUGUUGUCCAAGAGAGGCCUCUUGUAUGAACAGACUUGGAACUUCACAUCCCAAACCAAGACCAGUUGGUGGGACUAUUUCUGCUUUGGCAGAGAAAUCACCAAAGAAGAUACUCUUGAAGUCCGCAAACAAAAAGCUGCCAUUAGCGUAGCUGCCAAUGUUAGCAAAGACUUUUCAUGGGGAGAUGACAAUUCUUUGGAGGUGUACCAGCACACAGAUCCUAUUCGGGUCCACACAGAUCCUACGACUGGCAAAAAAAACCCUACGGUAUUUUGCAGUAUAGCCACAUACUACCACACUUCCAAAGAUGCGAAUGCUAAUACACCUACAAAACCACUUAUGUAUGAUGAUAAUCAUGAGAUUAUUGAUGAGAAAUUGCUUGAAAAAGCUUUCCAAAUCGCCUUCGAUGUUUCCUAUGAACACCAAUGGCAAGAAGGUGAUAUCGCCAUAGUUGACAACUACCAAGUGAGUCAUGGAAGAUGCCCUUGGUCUGAUGGGCCUCGUACCAUUCUUGUUAGUAUGUGGGACACACCUGGUAAGCCCGAGUACCCAGCUUGGAAGCCCUCGGCCUUAUAG
Messenger RNA from Yamadazyma tenuis ATCC 10573, 1092 nucleotides. RefSeq lists its product as uncharacterized. Gene Ontology annotation, molecular function: oxidoreductase activity. The record is from RefSeq and is a predicted model, not a curated record. Lineage: Eukaryota; Fungi; Ascomycota; Pichiomycetes; Serinales; Debaryomycetaceae.